Molecule: messenger RNA, 1056 nt
Organism: Darwinula stevensoni
Lineage: Eukaryota; Metazoa; Arthropoda; Ostracoda; Podocopida; Darwinulidae
Source: the annotation of a GenBank genome assembly
AUGGCCUACGGAGGGAAGAUGACAAAAAACAAGCAUGAGAUGACACCCUUGCUCACAGCGGCUGAAAAUAUCCGAGACGAUGUCGUUCACUUAAUAAUACAGCGACCCGAAAUCAGCAAAGAAGAACGCAUUGAGGCCCUGGAGCUCCUUGGUGCCUCGUUUGCCAACAGCAACAGAGACGAAUAUGAACCCUCAUUACCUCUUGCCUACCUCUAUCUCAAACAGGCAAUGGAAGAACGCAUGGGUGAUUCUAGCAAGCAUGCUAAUCUCACUUCGUAUUUUAUUCCUAUUGAAAAGCCUCACAUUGAGCCGAUUGCAGCAUAUGACUUCCACCGGGAAUCGAGAACCUUAGAAGAUUUGGAGAAAAUCCAGUUCGAUACAGAUGCUCUAAACAUGGAGAGCCUGGUGAUUCGGGAGCGGAUUCUCGGUUCAGAAAACCCAGACCUCAUAUUUCCCAUUCUCUACCGAGGUGCGGUGUGCGCAGACAAGAAGCAAUUUCAACGAUGUAUUGCAUUGUGGACCCACGCCAUGAAUCUAAAACAGAACAGCCGCAGGUCUGUGAAGGAGGACCUCUUCCGCCUGGCGGGAUUGUUCACUGAUAUGCUUCAUGAGGAAGUGGAGUUGAGUCCUAAUCACGUUAUUAGCGUCCUCUCGUCGGGUGCCGAAGAACUCGAGCGCAAUCACCAGCAACUGAGCUCACUGGCUUCAGAUGACGAGGAUAUUGACGAGGCCAUGGAGGAGAUGGAGAGCAACAUGCACUCUGUGUUGUACCUGUUAGUGAUGGCAGGUCAAUUGAAGCUACCAGAAGGGGAUGACAAUAUCCGGCAAAUCAUUUCUCACCUCAAUCGCAUCCCAUUGAAGACAAGACACGGGCGAAGUCUACUUCAUUUGGCUUGCUGGGCCUCGACUCCAGUCCCCGAUGAUUACACUUACUUUAGCGAUGUCUGCCGAUUUCCAUGCGAUAGGACUGCUCGACUGCUGAUUGAGUGCGGCGCUGACGUGAAUGCUGUGGAUGCAGAUGGCAAAACACCAUUCGAAACACGUCAGCAGAUGUAA